Messenger RNA from Schistosoma guineensis, 1512 nucleotides. The record is from the annotation of a GenBank genome assembly. Lineage: Eukaryota; Metazoa; Platyhelminthes; Trematoda; Strigeidida; Schistosomatidae.
AUGUGGUUUACAAUUUUUUUUAUAUUCUUCUGGUCAUCAGUUUGUACAGAACAUAUUCCUCUCAGUAAAAUUCAUCUGAAUCAACAUGGAAUGUUCACAGAUCAUCGUGGGUUCAUUAGAUUAUUUAGAGGGUUUAACAACGUGAGAAAAUCUUUUCCAUGGUAUGAACAAAAUGCCUUCAAUAUCACACAAAUACAAAUGUUCCAGAAUUGGGGUUUGAAUGUUGUUCGAUUAGGUAUCAUGUGGAGUGGAGUAAUGCCAAAUAUAUCAAUAGUGAACACUACAUAUUUAAAUCAAAUUGAAAAACUGAUUGAUUUAUAUGCUGAUCAUGGAAUUUAUGUGAUAUUAGAUAUGCAUCAAGAUGGAUUAUCGAGGCGAUAUGGUACUUAUGAUGGUAUACCACUUUGGUUAAUUGAUCAAUUUAAAAGACCACCAUACUUUUUACAAGAGCCUUGGCCGUAUAAAAAGUUGCCGAAAUGGGAUGGGGCAUAUUAUUUGACUUAUGAGUGUACUAAUGCAGCUCAGCAGUUAUAUGAGAAUGUAUCAGGUGCUUGGAAUCACUGGGGUGAUUUUUGGGAAAUCGUAGCUAAACAAUUUGGUAGAAAGUCAAAUGUACUUGGUUAUGAUUUGAUUAAUGAACCUCCACCUGGAAACUUUUAUUCUAAUCCAUUACGUGGGUUUUCAGGUUAUGCUGGUCGAUAUAAUCUACUACCAGUUUACGAUUAUCUUGUUGAGAGAAUACGUAAAUAUGACAAUUCAACAUUAAUAUUCUAUGAACCAGUUACAUAUGGGAUAUUUACUCCUCUAAGCCCCUCAGGAUGGUUAGGGACUGGAUUUCGACGUGUUCCUGGAGCUAAUCAUGAUAAAUCAGCACCGAAUAAAAGUGUUUUGUCAUAUCAUUAUUAUUGUUGGAUCUUGCAGAGUGAUUAUCCGAACACCACAAUGCCUUUUUGGAAGAAAGUUAUAUGUGACUCGUUCCUCUUACCAACUGUGAUAUCCAAUGCAAUUAAAGCAACAAAAACAACUGGAGGUGGUAGAUUUUUAACUGAAUUCGGUUUGUGUGGAGAUGAUGGAAACCCACGUAGUGUAAACACAUUGGAAUGUAAUGCAGUAUUGGAUGAAGCUGAUAAACAUUUUGAAUCAUGGACAUAUUGGGAUGGAAACUUUUUAGAUAGAAUAGGAAAUCCUAUUAAAAGUGAGGUGGAAUCUUUCAUUCGUCCUUAUCCUCAAUCAACAAAUGGGAUAUUUCGUAAACAACAAUUCAAUUAUAAAACCGGAAAUUUUAGUUUCUCCUUCAUUACAAACCGUUCGAGUAAUCAGUAUAGUAAGAAACAGAUUUUAAUUGCAGAAAUUUACAUACCAUUAUCUGUACAUUAUCCAAAUGGAUUUUCAAUGAACAUAAAACCAAACAAUUUAACUACUGAAAUGAAGGGAAAUAUACUGUCUUUAUACUUGCCAACUGAUGUAGGGAAUAAACAUGUACUUGUUGACAUUGAGAUUGUUAGAAAAUAA